AUGUUAAAAAGUUUGUUGCGGAGCUAUUUGGCCUUCUCCAACAAGUACUACGUUCCGAUCAUGUAUCGAUAUGCGUUGAAGAGAGCUCUCAAGUUGUAUCGAGGAGAUGUCCAUGAACAAAUUGUAAAUAAUAAUUUAACAAAGGAGGCUCCAAAUAAUUCAAAAAGUUUUGAUCAGUUGGAUUGGAAUAAAAACUCACAAGUAGUGAACGAAUUAAUGAACACGAUCAAGCAAGAACAAGAUGUAAUUAUGAACUCGGAAAUUACUCGACAAUUUUUACAAAAUGAAAAGGAAGAACGAAAUAUGAUAGACAAGAGUUGGCUUCCAUUGGUCGCUCAAUAUAUUGCCUCGAAUCGAGUGUUAGCACGAGAAUUAUUUAAUGGUGAUGAAACAAAGGCCAUGUUGUUCAUAUAUGACCGAGCGUUAUUGCCUCCCGUAGAGAAAAUGAUGAGAAUGGUGUUAGGAGGUCAAGGACGAAAGGGCAUUGCAAGCGGAUGGAUUGUCAGAACACCAAGAGCUGGAGAAGAUGACAACCAAGUAGAUGUUCUGGAAUAUAUGUGGAAAAUGAUGAGCAUGGCAAAUGAUUUGAUUCAUGCUUGGACAUUGACACAUGAAAUUUAUCAUGAAACAAAGCUCGCGGCAAACAUGUCUUUAGAGCAACAACAACAACAGGACAAGACACUUUCAGGACAAGAUGACGAUAGCUCUAAAAAAAUUAGGAUCUCUACCAUUCGAGUGCAUCAUUGCAUGUUAAAUCGAUUUUUUAGAGCUCAUAACGCUUUGAAUUUAAUGCCUGUCAUUUGUUCCUUUGACACUAUUUGGGCAAGAAAUGCGUAUGAACACACUGGUCACAAACUUCGAAGAAAUCAAACAUUAAGCCUUGGUGGAAAUUAUUGUGCAUUUGAUUUUUCAAAAGAUUUUGAUAAGGAGCAUGAUGUAGUGUCAAUAGAAAUUGAAAAAUUACGUAAACAGUAA
Naegleria lovaniensis is the source of this 975-nucleotide messenger RNA. RefSeq lists its product as uncharacterized. The transcript has a single exon. The record is from RefSeq and is a predicted model, not a curated record. NCBI's taxonomy places the organism in Eukaryota, Heterolobosea, Eutetramitea, Acrasida, Naegleriidae. Bases 1 to 975 code for a protein of 324 amino acids.